AUGGCCAGCGUCGAAGCCUCCAAGCGGGCCGCCGCCCAAGUCGCAGUCAAGAACCACUACCCUCUCAACGCAAAAUGGGUCGGAAUCGGUAGCGGCACAACCAUCGUCUACGUUGUGGAAGCCAUCAAAGAAUUGGGGAUUGACACCACUUUGACCAGAUUUGUGCCUACGGGCUAUCAAUCGAAACAACUCAUCACAAAGGCUGGAUUGACGGCUGUAGAGUUUGAUGCUAUUCCAGAGGGGACUGUGCUCGACGUCGCAUUCGAUGGCGCGGAUGAGGUCGAUGAUGAUUUGAAUUGUAUCAAGGGUGGUGGUGCUUGUCUUUUCCAGGAGAAGAUUGUUGCGCUUCAAGCAAAGGAAUUCAUUUGUGUCGCUGACUCCCGUAAACUCCAAAAGCGCCUCCUGAGCAACUGGAAAUACAUCCCCAUCGAAGUCGCACCUAUAGCCGCAAACCGGGUUGUGCGCAAAUUGACCGAAAUGGGCAGCAUCAAACCCGUCAUUCGUCUCAAUACUGUCGCCAAAGAAGGCCCCCUCAAGACAGAUCAGGGCUUCUUCAUCGUCGACGCCCCCUUCCUCCCUCUCCUAACACCAUCGGACGUCAAGGCCGGCAAGGACGGCAGUGGUAAUGGCGGUAUCUGGGAAGUUGAGACUCUUGCGACGAAGAUCAAGGCGAUCCCGGGUGUUUUGGAAGUGGGCAUUUUCUGUGGAGUGACUGGUCCUCAGGCCCAGGCUUCAGGAUCUAUUGGUGGGCAGAAGCCUGUUGCUGCAUAUUUCGGUAUGCCGGAUGGCUCGGUUGCUGUCCGGAAGGCUGCCGAUUAG
This is a messenger RNA of Talaromyces amestolkiae, 819 nucleotides long. RefSeq lists its product as uncharacterized. The transcript has 2 exons. Gene Ontology annotation, biological process: D-ribose metabolic process; pentose-phosphate shunt, non-oxidative branch. The record is from RefSeq and is a predicted model, not a curated record. Bases 1 to 819 code for a protein of 272 amino acids. NCBI's taxonomy places the organism in Eukaryota, Fungi, Ascomycota, Eurotiomycetes, Eurotiales, Trichocomaceae. Gene Ontology annotation, molecular function: ribose-5-phosphate isomerase activity. Gene Ontology annotation, cellular component: intracellular membrane-bounded organelle.